This is a messenger RNA of Coffea arabica (coffee), 2114 nucleotides long. Lineage: Eukaryota; Viridiplantae; Streptophyta; Magnoliopsida; Gentianales; Rubiaceae. The record is from RefSeq and is a predicted model, not a curated record.
AAUUAAUGAAAAUAAAAAUAAGCCAAUAGGAAAAGUUUUCACUUUUGUAUAGUUUUUUUCUUCGAAUUUCAAUGGCGGGUCUUCAUGCAACGCUAAGACCCGCUUCUUCUUCGUCGUCUGUAUCCUCAACAUCGUCACAUUCCCGCCUUUUACUAUUUCUCUCGGUCCUCUUAAUCUCUCUCGCCACCUUUGCUUUUCUUAUUCAAUGGCGUGGCGGGUUACCCGACCCGAUUACCCGAUGGCCUCAUGAAAAUGACCCUCUUGGGUUCCUGGCCAUGGACCUUGCCGGACCCGGUCGAUCCUCGUCCUCCUCUGAUGCAUGUGCCGAUGUUCUUGGCCAAAGCGGCGUGGCAUCGUUCACAUAUUAUAGGAACUGGAAUUUCAGUUUUGGACCCGGAUCCGGAUCCAAAAAGGGGCCUAAGAUAUGUAUCACAACAAGCACUUCUGCUGGCUUAGAGCAGACACUGCCAUGGAUAUAUUAUCAUAAGGUUUUAGGGAUAACAAACUUUUUCAUGUUUGUGGAGAGGAAAGCUGCAUCCAAAAAUGUAUCAAAAGUUUUAGAGUUCAUUCCAGGAGUAAAAGUUAUAUAUAGGACAAGAGAACUAGAAGAAGAACAAGCUAAAAGCCGUAUAUGGAAUGAAUCUUGGCUGGCAAACUUCUUCUAUAAGCCAUGCAAUUAUGAGUUAUUUGUAAAGCAAACGCUUAACAUGGAAAUGGCUAUCGUCAUGGCAAGAGAAGCUGGUAUGGAUUGGAUUAUACAUCUUGAUACUGAUGAGUUGAUAUAUCCUGCCGGCACCAGCCAUUACUCUGUUCAACAGCUGCUGUCAGAAGUACCUGAAGAUGUAGAUAUGGUAGUUUUUCCUAAUUAUGAGAGUAGCAUUGAACGGGAUGAUAUAAAGGAGCCCUUCAGUGAAGUCUCAAUGUUCAAGAAGAAUUUUGAUCAUCUCAACAAAGAAACUUACUUUGGGAGUUACAAGGAAGCAACUCGUGGUAACCCAAAUUACUUUAUGACUUAUGGAAAUGGGAAAUCAGCUGCUCGUAUUGAGGAGAAUCUUCGCCCCAAUGGAGCUCACAGAUGGCAUAACUACAUGAAGGAACCCAAAGAAAUAAAAUUUGAGGAGGCUGCCGUUCUACACUAUACAUACUCCAAGUUUUCAGAUUUGACUUCAAGACGUGAUCGUUGUGGUUGUAAGCCUACACAGGAAGAUGUCAAGCGAUGCUUCAUGCUGGAUUUUGACAGAAAUGCCUUCAUAAUUGCCUCAACUGCAUCAGAAGCAGAAAUGCAUCAGUGGUACCAUGAACGCGUCAUAUGGACUGAUACAGCACUUAAACAAAAACUUCUGAAAUUGGGUAUCUUGACUCGCAUUUAUGCUCCGAUGGUGAUCAUACAAGGCUUGCGGGAAUCUGGCAUUUUUACAAAUGUUGUCGUGUCAGCUUGGUCAGAAGAUACAAAAGAAAAGAGUUUGUCCUCUACUAAGAGUAAUAACUCUUCUGGAAACAUUGGGACAAAAGGAAUCUCUUCCAGGAGGUUUGGCUACAAGGAAUCUCAAACUACAAUACGAAAGGUCUUGAACUUUGCAGGAAAUGGAUCAUAUGCUAUUCCCCCACAAUCACCCCCUAACAUGGAUGAUAUGCACCUUCAUACGUAAAAUUCUUCAUGAACUCUGUCAUCAUAAAAGUAUCACCCAAAAUGUCAUAAAAUGUUCUGUAAUAUCUGAGUUGAUUACAGGAUCAGAAAGGGGGGAGAGGGGACUGAGCUUCUUAUUGACCUGUUCCACGGGAACCCUUUAGCAUCCUGUUCAAGAGGAUUCUCCCAGUGAUCUAAACGACUGCUUAUGUAUUGAUAAAACUCAAGGUUAUAUCCUCUAAGCGAUGUUUUAGCAAGUUUCUAGCUGCAGUUUCUUGUAAAUCUUGUAGUAUACUUUGGAUUCAUCUUUUAUGCAGUGAGAGAAUGCUGGAUUCUUUUAUGUAGCAUACUCAAACAAGACGAGUCCAGUAAUUUAUCACUGAGACCCCGGUACUGCAAGUUAUGUCUUACUUAUGCAAGUAUCCAGAAUUUGAUGGAUACAAGACCUGGAUCAAUGGACCUUCAUACAGGAAUAGGAACUUUUAUC